This is a messenger RNA of Dipodomys spectabilis (banner-tailed kangaroo rat), 7815 nucleotides long. It is a transcript of the gene Mtmr8, whose product is annotated as myotubularin related protein 8. The record is from RefSeq and is a predicted model, not a curated record. The coding region runs from base 61 to 2124 and encodes 687 amino acids. Gene Ontology annotation, cellular component: nuclear envelope. Gene Ontology annotation, biological process: negative regulation of autophagy; dephosphorylation. The transcript has 14 exons. Gene Ontology annotation, molecular function: phosphatidylinositol-3,5-bisphosphate phosphatase activity. NCBI's taxonomy places the organism in Eukaryota, Metazoa, Chordata, Mammalia, Rodentia, Heteromyidae.
GCGGCUGCACGGCUGCAGCCAGAGUAGUGCCGGAGGGUCUGGCUGGUGGGAACUGCGGCCAUGGACUAUAUCACUAGACCUAAGGUAGAGAACGUGAAAUUACUGGAUCGUUAUGAGGGCAAGAAACCAAUUAAUGGAAUUCUUUACCUUACUGCAACCCACCUGAUCUAUGUGGAAGAGGGUUCUUGUGCUGCAUUCCGGAAAGAAACCUGGAUUGCACUCCAUCACAUUGCCACUGUGGAGAAGUUACCUAGUACUAGCAUGGGCUGUCCUCUGGUACUUCACUGUAAGAACUUCCGGGUAGCACACUUUGUUUUAGAUUCUGACCCUGUGUGCCAGGAGGUUUAUAUUUCACUACUCAAGCUUUCUCAACCAGUGUCACCUGAAGAUCUUUAUGCUUUUUCUUAUAAUCCCAAAACCUCAAAAGGGGCAAGGGAAAAUGGAUGGAAACUGAUUGACCCAGUAUCAGACUUUGAGCGAAUGGGAAUACCCAACAGGUACUGGACCAUAACAGAUGCCAACAAAAACUAUGAGAUAUGUAGUACCUACCCUCCUGAUUUAGUGGUUCCUACAUCUAUUUCUGUGGACACAGUGAUUGCAAGUUCGAGGUUUCGAAGCAGAGAACGUGUUCCUGUGCUCUCCUACUUCUGCAAAGAAAACAAUGCUACCAUUUGCCGCUGUAGCCAACCUCUCUGUGGAUUUUAUGCUCGCUGCAUUGAUGAUGAACUCCUGCUAGAUGCCAUUAGCAGAGCAAAUCCUGGAAGCCAAUUUAUGUAUGUUGUAGACACUAGACCAAAGCUCAAUGCCAUGGCCAACCGAGCAGCUGGGAAGGGAUAUGAAAAUGAACUUAACUAUACCAACAUUCGCUUCAGGUUCUUGGGCAUUGAGAACAUCCAUGUGAUGCGGACCAGCCUACAGAAACUCUUGGAAGUUUGUGAAUUGAAAAACCCAACAAUGAGUGAAUUUCUUGUUGGCCUGGAGAGCUCAGGGUGGUUGAGACACAUUAAAAGUAUUAUGGAAGCUGGAAUUUUCAUUACAAAGGCAGUGGAGGAAGAAAAGGCCAGUGUCUUAGUCCAUUGUUCUGAUGGUUGGGAUCGGACAUCACAAGUUUGUUCGGUGGCAAGCAUCAUCCUAGACCCAUUUUAUAGGACAUUCAAAGGACUCAUGAUCCUAAUAGAAAAGGAAUGGAUAUCUAUGGGCCACAAGUUCUCUGAAAGAUGUGGCCACAUGGAAGGGGACCCUAAAGAAGUGUCCCCUAUCUUCACUCAGUUCCUAGACUGUGUUUGGCAGCUAAUGGAACAAUUUCCUUGUGCCUUUGAAUUUAAUGAAAAUUUCUUGCUGGAGAUCCAUGACCAUAUUUUUUCCUGCCAGUUUGGAAAUUUCCUUGGGAACUGCCCAAAGGAUCGAGAAGAUUUAAGAGUCCUUGAUAAAACACAUUCUGUGUGGCCUUUCUUGAUUCAGAAGAAAGCAGACUUCAGGAACCCUCUAUAUAAAGGCAAAACUAUGUAUGGGGUCCUCAAUCCUAGUGUGCUACCCUACAACAUUCAGUUCUGGUGUGGGAUGUAUAACCGCUUUGACAAAGGGCUGCACCCCAAACAGAGUAUAAUAGACAGACUUUUGGAAAUGAAGAAACAACAAACAAUGCUGGAGGCACGGGUGCAUGAAUUAGAAAAGAAACUGAAAAUCCAUGGUGAGCCACUAGAAGAAGAUGUCUAUCCCUUCCCUCAUUCAGGAGAUGCAUUAUCCCAGCAUUUGGGAAGUCCUUUGACUAGUUCUUUUGGCUUUAUGGGUAUUGAGGGAGACGUAAAUACCUUGAUGGAGAAUCGCACCCUGUCCAGGGAAGGUGGCCUUCGUGCUCAGAUGGAUCAAGCAAAAGACCAGUGUGGAGAGCCCCACCCUGACUCUUGUAAGGACAAACUUGGGGCCAUGGAUAUCUCUGGAGAUGUGAACAUCUCUGGAGACAUGAAUGUUUCUGGAGACACAGACAUUUCUAAGGGCACUGACAUCCAUGGAAUCCUGGAUAUUUCUGAGGGCUGGGGCUUCUAUGAAGAUAUAGGUCUCCCAGAAGGCCUAGUCAUCUCUAGGGCCACCAGAAAGGAGACAGGCUAUUCUGAUAAAAAAUGAGCUAUUCACUUGCCUGACUUUGUGCUAGGAGCACCUGUAGCAGCCAUACAUGUCCUUGUACCAAACAGGGUUAUGCUGCUUUCACUUGAUUUAAAUGGGUCCGAACAGGACACAUUUCCCCCCUUCAGAGUUUGGAAGGGGAUUUAGAAUGUUUACUGAUUUAAGUGGCCAGUAUUUACCUGUUAAGAAUUCCAGAGUAUAGGCAAGAGAAAGAAUGUGUUUUUCUAAAAUGAGAUUAAACUUCAGAAACAUUGCCUUUCAGCUGAGAUGUUUGUGAGAUUGGUUCUACUAUCUGUUUUCCUUAAAUGAGCAACCUCAACUACUUUACUGCCUGAAAACAAAGUGGAAAUCUUGUUACUGGAAAAUUACAACUUUAUUGAAAGGAUGGAGAUAUGAUAUUGCAAAUUUCACAAUAUUAUAAAAGAAAACACAUUCAGAUACACUGAGUCAUGGGGUGCUAGCUAAAAUUGGCAGUAUAGGUGCUUGGAGAUUUGGAACAUAGAAGUAAUUUUCUUGUUACGUUAAUCUCUCUUUUCAGCCUACACCCCAGUUCAGUUUUGUUAUAAUACUAUUUUUAGUCAAUCCAUUCUUUUAUAGCUAGCCCACAGGUAAACCUGAACCUACUAUAAAGUUUUUAGUUCUAAAUUAGUGAGAUUUAAAUAGUUAUUAAUAGCAUUAUCAGCAUCAGUCCAGGAAGCAACUUAAAACCUCAAUGCUCCGUACUUGCCUGAGAUAUUGUCUGUGUGGUUAUUUGGUUGUUUUGUAAGUCAAGCCCUUCCUUAGGAUUUCUUAUUUAAAAAAAAAAAAAGCCAUUGGUUUUGCUUAUCUAGAUAUCACCUGAAAUUUAUGGACUUUUGAAUAUAAUUGGCACUGCUUUUGAAAUCUGGUAGGUAUUUCACUUUGUCUAGAUGUCUAACUUCUUUAAAAAGUUUAUUCUUCUAGUCCAGCCACUCACAUAUAAAGGAAUGUGUUCUUUUUUAAAAAAUGAAAUUUUCACCUUGCUAUAGAUAUACUUGCUAACCUUUCUCAUCUUCCUAUUGGAUAUUCAUUCAUUGUUUCAACACUUCCACAUGCUGGACAUAGAGUGAUUUGGGCCAUGAUUUACAUAUUGUCAGCAUUUCCAAAACUAUCAAUGCCACUAUCUGAUUCAAGCUAAAAAAAAAUUAGAUGACUUAAAGAUACAUCCCUGUUGAUUGUAGUAUCCAGUUGUGAACACAGAAUUAUCUUAAGGACCAAUCACUUUGUUAGUUGCUAUUCGCUGAAAGGAAGACAUCCUUUUAGGAGUAUAAUUUAAAUGUAGAAGAGAAUAGUUGAGACAGUUAGUUGAUUUCUUACUCAAAGGUAAAUAAAUAUGGACCCCAAUAAAACAACCUUCUUUGGCCAGAGAAUUCGAAUUAAUUUUGGUUGAUCUAUUUCAUAUGUAAAUUUGAGCUAUUUUUCUACUCAUUUCCUUUGGUGGCAUUUUUCUUUCUCUUUUUAAAGAACUAGUAUGGGUCUUUUCAUUCAUAAAUAGGGACUAUUUUUCUAUCUUUCAUGUAUUGUGUGUUUGUUUUCUUUGAGACAAGGUCUCGCUGUCUAUGCAACCCGUUUCACUCAAACUCAUGGUCCUUCCCAGCCUUCCCAGUCAUGCAUAAUACCACACACACCUUUUAAAUCAUAAAGUAUUAAAAUAAUCUCUUAAAUUAAGAUCUCUUAAUGUAUCUUCUCUGAUCCCCCUCUUAACAUAAUUUGGACCUCAGUUUAUAUAACUUAAAUCAUCCUUAAUUUCCAGUUGUCUAUUUGACUUCUACAAAUAAUUGUUAUUUCUGCACAUAAUUUUGAUUUAAAGGCUAUAUCCUCACUGUACAAAGGAAGUUGUCAAAAGGAAUAUCAGACUAGGAUGUAUCACAGUGGUAAAAUGUUUGCAAUGCACAAGGGCCUGGUUUCAAUCCCUAGUACCACCAAAAAAAGAAAAGAAAAAGACAUUUUCCCGUAUCUCAAUCUGUAUUUUGCAGUGCAUAACCAGGAUGAUACUCGAUAUACAAUGUGUUGGGAGGUUUAAUUGGAAGAGAAAGAACAAAAAGGGAAAGUGGCAAAAUUUAGCUUUCAAAUCUAAUUAGAAAGCUAAUGUGAAGUCUCAUAUUUUUCCAAAGGACCUGUACAAGGGCAGUACAUAGUGCCAAAACUUAUUUAUUAGAUACAAAACAAAAUGAGUCGAUAAUGAAGAUUUUUUUCAGUACAACUCCAAACUUAGCAAUUGCACACAGCAACUCUGUUUCCAAAAGCAAAAUAAAAAAAUAUACAGACUAUUUUAUAUUUUGUUGAGUAUUUAAGGUCAUGUAAUCAGUUUUAGUGUUAGGAUCAGUGUAGUCAACUUGUUUGAUCUUCUCUACAUGACCUGUUUUGUUCAAGGAAAACCUUGAAAAUAUUUAUUUUUUAUCACCAACUACUUCUCUAUUUUUUAUAGUCAUUUAAAAAAUGUGAGGGAAGAAAAUGGUUAGGGGAGAAUCCAAAUAUAUGUGCAUUGCUAGAAGCCCAGUAAUUAUCUGCAAUUAGGAGCCCGGCAAUAGGGAGAUUUCUGAAGGAAAGUUUCAGGAAUAUUAGAAAUAUUAGAUGAUCUACUACAGCUUUUAUUUCAUACUCUCAUAGAACACCUAUGCUGUGACAGAAAUGUGACCCUUCCUCCACUGUCCUGCCCUUCCAGAUCCUCAAGCAGAAAUUCCAUUCUCAUAUGACUACCCUACUUAAAUUGGAAGGCAUUUAACCACCUGCCACUGUCUUAUCCACUAACCUGACCUCUGCUUAUUUCCUAUACAAGUUUCAUGGGCCUAAGGUCACUAUUUAUCUUUUCCAAGUAUGAGUCAGGCUCAGUUCCUGUGCUGGUGGCCAUGCUCAGAUUCUGCAUGAACCUUUUUUUUUAAGUUACUUAGUUGAUGGAAUGAUAGAUUUAUCACAAUAAUAAAGCAACCCUAAAUAAUUACUUCAGAAACAUCUAACAGGCUUGACUUUUUAAAGAAGAAAUUCAGGAAUAGGGUUGACCGUAUAAAAGAAAACCUGAAACUAUCUAGAAUCAAGAGAGCAAGAAUGUAAAGCACAUGAUACAUUUGUUGAGCACAUGUACCUUUGGGAAGUCACCAUCAGAUCCGUUGUUGACUGCCAGCAUGCAUGGAACACCUUUUGUCUGAGAUGCAUGUCUCUCACUUCACAGGAAGUGAGACAUUUCCAGUAGCCCAAGCUGCUCUGACAUUUACUAUAUAGCCUAGGGUAGCUUCAAACUCUUGACCUCCUGCCUCAGCCUCCCAAGUGCUGGAAUGACAGGCAUGAGCCUCCAUGCCUGACCUGAAUCCAACUCUUUUGAAAAGGUGCUUUCAACCAAAUUAACUUUGGCUUCAAUUUAGCAGAAACAUUUAAGGAUUCUCAUAUCAGAUUUUGGUUCCUUACUGGUUUUGUUAAACACACAAUACCUUUUCUUCAUUCUAUUAGGCUUUGAGAUAUAUAUAUAUAUAUAUAUAUUUGAUAUAUAAUCUUUUCUAUGAGAAUAUUUUAUACCAGUGGCCUUUUUUGUAAAUAGUUGUUAGGGAAAUGUAAAUUAUCUAAGAAAAAUAAUUCUCUCAAAAGAGUUUACUAUGCUCUACUUUGGUUCAUACUUGGAAGAUUGUUUUUGCUUCCUCACAUAGUUCCCAAUGAUUUAAUAAUACCUUUACCCAAAUGUUCUCCACCCUCAAGCCACUCCCUCCCAGAAAUUCAUGAUAUAGCAGACAGGAUUCAAGCCAAGUCCAGUUGCUUUCUCCUAAGUGCCAAAUCUAGACUAAAUUUUUAUAUGGAUAUUUGAAAACAAAAAGUAGACGUGGCUUAAGCCUUAAAUUUUUCCUCUGGGAUUAUUUUUUACAUAAUAUGAAGAAAUGCCUGGCCUACCAAGUGACAUAAAACAAAGGAUAAAGGGAACUACUGUGACUCAUAAAGGACUCUGGUUUUGUUAUCUUUUAAAAGCAAUUCUGUAUUUGAUGGCAACAUAGAAGCUUUUCCAAGGCAUAAAAAAAUUACCUUUCAAGCCCUACACAAUAUGUCUUCUCUGAUUCUCCGGCUGUGGGUCUGACAAUCUGUGCCUUUCCCUUAAUAGGAAGUAUUGCUAUUGUCACCGUUCAUGACAGCCAUAUCACCUUUAGAUGUCAAUGCAAGUAAAAACAUGUUACAUGCCCUGCGACUUGUCUUCACAAAAGAUGUUUGCUUUGAAAGCAGCUGUCUGAUUUAGGCCUGUGUGUCUUGCAAGAACUGAACAAAAUAUGUUCAGAAGUUGGCAUGUGUGAAACCAAUGGCUUCUAUGUUAGGUCCAGUGCUCUGUCCCUUGGUGUUUUAUAAAGCUUUGGGAGUAAACUAAAAGUUUCUUUUCCAAAGCUUUGUUGCCUUUCAAACGUUUUUAUAGCUUUAUAUUCUGACUCUGAUACUAGCCCUCCAGAGUCUCAGUUGUACAGAUAGUUACAGAAGGGAAAAGAGAGUGAUAUAGAGAUGGACCUAGCCAGUUAAGAUUGCAUGUACUCCUAGUAAAUGGAUUGUUCACAAUAAGGUGCAACGAAAAGGGUCUUCAGUUAUUAUGACUGACAUUUUCUUUCAAGGCAAUCUUUAUACUAUUAGAAACUUCUUUCAGGAAUACUAUGAAAUGUGCAUUUUCUUUGUCCGUGUGUUUUUUGCUUGAAUAUGUGCUUGUGGCUUUGGUUUUAGAGAGUCAGGGGAAGUCGGUGACUGUUAAUAUGUUUUUUGUUAGUAUGUCCUCAAGGCAAGUGACUUCUGAGCCACCGUUUUGCUUCUAUAACAAACAUCACUGGUCCCCUAGCCAGUCAGAUAAAGAAUAGUACAGCUAAGUCACUAGGUGAUAACUAUUCAAAGACCAAAUUCUCUAGUGUCACCUCCCAUAUAAUUGGCCACACCAGGUCUCAUAAUUCUCCAUCUGUAUGCCUGUAGUCAGGAUUGUUUCUAUAUUUUGUGAGCACAGAUCCUAGUUCUGAAAUAUAACAUUCUGUAUUCUAGUUUUAACAGUGCCUCCAGCUUAAGAACAGCUAACAAGUUUAGUCUUUUGAUAAGUAACUCAUAGUAAGACUAUUUGUAUACAUUUACUGUAACCAGUAGCCUCCAGUCCUAUAGGUCAUUUAGUCAUUCAGAUGAAGAGAAUUUUUCAAGACUUUGGUGUUAGACAUCUAGUUGAUAUUGUCCAGCAAAGUGCCAUAAAGUCUUUAAGACAUACCAAGGCAGAAAUACAAACCGAAGUGAAGCAAUUAAGCCUUUUCUCUAGGUUGGAUCAAUCAGGCAGCUUUAUAAGUAGACCUUAAAUAUCUGGCCAAUGUUAUGUGUAGUGUGUGUUAAUGUCAGCUACAGACAUGCAUGAACAUGCACAUGCAAUUGAUGUGCAAUGUGUAGUUUCCUUGAGAACAUGAGUUUCACUUGUUCUGGGUUUAUAAAAUGACAUGGUCACAGCAGCAGAAAGUAUGAAUUUGCCAAAAUACAGUAAUGUGAGAAAUUUACUUUCAACAUCAUGUUGAUUAUGUGUUAUGUUACGCUUGUAACAGUGCCGCAGUAUGGAUGUGUCAGCUAGUCGGGAUGUUCACUACCAAUUGUUUUGUCCACUGCCAGAGAGUUCAUUAGCUCUCUUUUGUAAUUUUUCCAAUCUGAAAAUGUUGAUUUUUUUUUGUUUAAAAUUAAAAAAACUUCAAUCUUUUG